AUGAAAUGCAUAACAAUAUAAUCAACCUUGAAUUCUUUUAGUAAAUAUGUCUAUUAAUAUUUGUCUUAGGAUUUUCAAGUUGUAGAGAAGGUCGGAAAGAUUAUGACAGACAUUUAUAAGUAAAUUUCAACAGAAUGUUAUAUUUUAAAAAGAUAAAAGGGUAAGAAAUAAAGUGUAAUAGUUAAAUCUAAAUUAGAACUACUUGGGUAUAUAUAUCAAUAAUGGAUGAUGUAUAUGUAAUAGAAGAUAAGAGUUUUUAAGCAGAUUUGA
Paramecium sonneborni is the source of this 270-nucleotide messenger RNA. NCBI's taxonomy places the organism in Eukaryota, Ciliophora, Oligohymenophorea, Peniculida, Parameciidae. The record is from the annotation of a GenBank genome assembly.